Messenger RNA from Dermatophagoides farinae (American house dust mite), 1278 nucleotides. It is a transcript of the gene nudC, whose product is annotated as nuclear distribution C, dynein complex regulator. Gene Ontology annotation, cellular component: cytoplasm. The record is from RefSeq and is a predicted model, not a curated record. Gene Ontology annotation, biological process: protein folding. NCBI's taxonomy places the organism in Eukaryota, Metazoa, Arthropoda, Arachnida, Sarcoptiformes, Pyroglyphidae.
AUCACGUUUUUUCGAGUGUUUUCUUUGACAAGAAGAUUCGAACAUUUUCACAUUUCACGCAUUGUUUUUAAUUUCGUAAUUUUGUAAAACAGCAUUCGAUAUCAAUCGAUUCAUUCUAUCAACGAAGAUGGCGGAAAAUCAAGAACGUUUUGAUGGCAUAUUGUUGUCGAUGGCACAACAACAUAAGGGAGGCGUUUUGGAAUUUUUGGAUACUAUAUUCAGCUUUAUGGCUCGAAAGACAGAUUUCUUCAUUGGUGCCGGUGAAGAGAAGGCUAAAAAAACAGUGAUGGAAACAUUUGAAAAAUGGAAUCAAGAAUCCAAACAAAUUCACCAACAACAGGAAAAAUUGAAAAUAGAAAAAGAGAAAAAGCAUCAAGAACGGUUGGCGGCUAAAAAACGUGAAGAAGAGGAAUAUAUCAAAAAAAUGAAAGACGAACCAGCCAUUGUUGAAAUUACCGAUGAAGAAGCAGAAAAAAUGAAAGAAGAACAAAGAAAAAAACAGCAACAAGCAUCAGAAUUGAAUAAUGGCGACAAAACAAACGAAGAAAAUAAACUCGAUGAUGAUCAACCUGCUGUCAAAGACAACGAUGAUGAAGAUGAUCCAAAUAAAUUGAAACCAAAUUCUGGCAAUGGUUGUGAUUUACCCAAUUAUUCGUGGACACAAACUUUGGAUGAAAUUGAACUAAAAGUUCCUGUUCGAUUAGGCAUCAAACUCAAAUCACGUGAUGUUGUCGUUAAUUUUCAAAAGAAACAUUUACAGGUUGGUGUCAAAGGUCAUCCAUUUAUCAUCGAUGGUGAUCUGUACAAUGAGAUAAAAUUGGAAGAUUGUUUUUGGGUGAUUCAAGAUGCAGUGAUGAUUGUUAUUACAAUGACUAAACAUAACAAAAUGGAUUGGUGGAAUAAAUUAAUAACAACAGAUCCUGAAUUGAACACUCGAAAAAUUAAUCCAGAAUCAUCAAAAUUAUCCGAUCUUGAUGGUGAAACACGUAGUAUGGUGGAAAAAAUGAUGUAUGAUCAACGACAAAAGGAGAUGGGUUUGCCGACAUCAGAACAGCAGCAAAAGCAGGAAAUGUUGAAAAAAUUUAUGGCUCAACACCCAGAAAUGGAUUUCAGUAAAUGUAAAUUCGGCUGAUUGAUUUUUAUCAAUCACAAUGCCCAAGAACUUUUCUGCAAUUUAGUUUGUUAUAAUAUGAACAACAUGGCGUUGUAUCUGUUGAACAAACACUUUCGCUUGUAUUAUUAUUUUCUAUUUGAAUAAAGAAUUUGUUUUAAAACUUA